ACAUCUUGUUGCAUUCAUCAGGAGACGGACAAAAGAUGUCGGACAUUGACAAGUCCUCGGUGCACGUGCCAGCCCUUGCGCGGGGCCUGAGUGACAUGCGCACCGCCGAUGUUCUCACGGAUGUGACACUCCUCGUGGACGAGCAGCGCUUUUCUGCUCACAGGAACGUCUUGGCCUCAGCAAGCCCGUACUUCUAUGCGAUGUUCACCGGUGGUCUGCAUGAGGCAGGACAGAAGGAGAUCAGGAUCCACGAGGUUGACGGAGAGGUCAUGGGUCUUCUACUGGACUUCAUCUAUACAGGAACGGUCUCUCUCACACCGGAUAUGGUCCAGGAAGUGAAGGCCCUCCUCCAGACAGCCGACCUGUUCCAGACCACAGUGCUGCUGCAGGCCUGUGAAGAGUGGCUACUCAAGUUCCUCACGCCCACAAACUGCACCUCACUCUACUUCCUGGCCUCCGCGCACAACUGCCGACGCCUCACGCAGGCCGCCAAGUGGAUGCUGGGCGGAAACUUCACUGAGGUGAGUUUUGGAGAGGAGUUCCUGAGUCUGGAGCUGGCCCAGAUUGUGGAGCUUGUGGCUGACGACUCGCUGGAGGUCAGAGUGGAAUCUGACGUGUUUGAGGCAGCGGUGAGGUGGCUGGAGCACACUGGGACCGCUGGGGAGCCAGCUGACAGGCUGCUGAGACAUGUCCGCUACUACCUCAUGGACCCGGAUUAUCUACAGAACAAGGUGCGAGCCUACAGCUUGGUGAAGGACUGCCCAGAAACGCUGAAGCUGUGCGAAGCGGCCGUGCAGGUACGGGGUUGGGAGGACAGCGCAGAGGGGACCGAGGCGUAUGCCGAGUCGCUCGGGCUCACCACGGACCUGCGCUUCGGCAUGAAGGGCUGCAACACCAUCCUGUUCCUGGGCGGGGAUCCGCACAAGGACUUCCCCGACCGGAGCGUCUGCAUGGCGUACAACCCACAAACAAAGUCGCAGUUCCGUCUGCCUCUACCCUACAGUUCCUCCAACGCCUGCGCUGUGGUCACAGAGGAUCAGAAGCUUUACGUGGGUGGAGGCAACAUUGAAGACGUCAACGCUAUUGGACACUGUAAGCCCUGUCGGUUGUUUUUCGUGUAUGACGCGGUUCACAACGUUUGGUUAGAGAAGGCGUCCAUGCGAGACAUUCGCACGAAUUUCGCCAUGGCGGCCGUCGGGAAGAGCGUGUACGCAAUGGGCGGGAAGAACUUCCUCGUGGGGCACAUCGCGGCGGUGGAGCGAUACGACCCGGACGCGAACGUUUGGCACGCGCAACGACCCUUGCCCUGCGCCCUCAGCGGGCACACCGCCGUGACGGUCGGCGAGUUCAUCUACGUCCUGGGCGGAUACGCCCGGCGGAUGGUCACGACGUCAACGGUUCGCUACAAUCCUGCGACGGACACGUGGACCGAGCUCGCGCCGAUGUCGAUCGCACGGAUGAAGGCUGGUGUCGCGGUGCUCGACGGGAAAAUCUACACGGUCGGGGCGUGGCAGGGACAGGUUACCAUGGAGAUGUUUGACACGGAGAAGGAGCGAUGGGAGCCGGGCGUCGUCCUCCCGUACAACGUGGUCUCCGGGGUGGGACUGGUUGCCCUCGACGACCGACUGUACCUUUGCGGGGCGGGGGAGGGCACCACGAGAGACAUCUACUUCUUCUCUCCCACCGACCUCCCCUGGCCGUUCGGACAGUGGUGCCUGAAUGAGAGGAACAUUGUGAGGUUCGACAACUUUGCCUGCACGACAGGACGCCUGCAUUUGGAGGGGCUGGAGUGUAUCGCAGAGGGGCCGGAGAGGAAUCAACCUCGGGCUUCAAUAUCGGCUGCGCGGCUUAAUGCGGUGGUCGCUAGAAUGUCUGCCAAACCAAGUACUAGUAGUUGAUACAUCUAUGGAGUUUGGACAUCCAGGUAAAACAUAAGUACAUGGCUGGAGUGUAUAGUGGAGGGUCCGGAGAGGAAUCAACCUCGGGCAUCCAUAUCGGCUGCACGGCUUAACGCGGUCGUCGCUAGAAUGUCUGCCAAACCAAGUACUAGUAGUUGAUACAUCGAUGGAGUUUGGACAGCCAGGUUGAACACUACUUAACGCAAAAUCAAAGUGUAAAUCAAAGUAUGAUUGCACAUGUUAAUGUAAUUAAUGUGAUUAGAAUGGCAUGUAUAUACAGUAUUGUGGAAGGAAUUUGAUAUGAACCUUGAAUCUUGAACGUGGACAUCAGUGGGGAAUGAGAGGAACAUUGUGAGGUUUGACAACUUUGCCUGCACGACCGGAAGGCUGCAUCUGGAGGGGCUGGAGUGUAUCGCAGAGGGGCCGGAGAGGAAUCAACCUCGGGCUUCAAUAUCGGCUGCGCGGCUUAACGCGGUGGUCGCUAGAAUGUCUGCCAAACCAAGUACUAGUAGUUGAUA
Molecule: messenger RNA, 2416 nt
Organism: Branchiostoma belcheri (Belcher's lancelet)
Lineage: Eukaryota; Metazoa; Chordata; Leptocardii; Amphioxiformes; Branchiostomatidae
Product: kelch-like protein diablo
Exons: 7
Coding region: 36-1898 (620 amino acids)
Molecular function (GO): protein binding
Source: RefSeq, a predicted model, not a curated record